AUUGUCAAGAUUUUGAAGUCUCAUUUUUUCCCAUUGAUUGAAUGUAUAAGUUGCAGGCUGCUAUACCAAAGUCCCACAAAAAUGCCCUUUGCUUUUAAAAAGGGGAGGGGCAGGGGUUGGAACUGUUGGUUUAGACUGCAGGUUCCUGGUGCUUGAGCACAGCUCCGCCUUGUCGGCACGGAAACCUUCGCUCUGAAGUCGAUCUUCAGGACCAGGAUCCUUUGGCUUCAGUUGUCUGCGUCCACUGCCCUCUCAUUUGCUCUGCCCAUGACUCUUGCUGAUAUACCUGACUGAAGACAUGCCUUAAAGAAGCCUCUCCAUACAACUCCCAGUAAAGACUUCUUCAUGUGUCCCUUCCACAGAGACUCCCGCACUCCUAGAAUGAGCCUGGCACAGUGGCGGGCCACUACCCCGGUGUCCGUGUCUGAGUGACUCUUCCCAGCAGCUCUGAGGCUUCUGAGAUCAAAGAUCUUGAGAUUAAGAAUGGCAGGAAAAUCAUCGCUUUUUAAAGUAAUUCUCCUUGGAGAUGGUGGAGUUGGGAAGAGUUCUCUAAUGAACAGAUAUGUGACUAAUAAGUUUGAUACCCAGCUCUUCCACACAAUAGGUGUGGAGUUUUUAAAUAAAGAUUUGGAGGUGGACGGACAUUUUGUUACCAUGCAGAUCUGGGACACGGCCGGUCAAGAGCGAUUCAGAAGCCUGAGGACGCCGUUUUACAGAGGCUCUGACUGUUGCCUGCUUACUUUCAGUGUCGAUGAUUCUCAGAGCUUCCAGAACUUGAGUAACUGGAAGAAAGAAUUCAUAUAUUAUGCGGAUGUGAAAGAGCCCGAAAGCUUUCCCUUUGUGAUUUUGGGCAACAAGAUUGAUAUAAGUGACCGGCAGGUGUCUGCAGAAGAAGCCCAAGCCUGGUGCAGGGACAACGGCGACUAUCCUUACUUUGAAACAAGUGCAAAAGAUGCCACGAAUGUCGCAGCGGCCUUUGAGGAAGCAGUUCGGAGAGUGCUUGCUACCGAGGAGAGGUCAGAUCACUUGAUCCAGACAGACACGGUCAGUCUGCACCGAAAGCCCAAGGCCAGCUCAUCUUGCUGUUGAUGGUCAGAGAGGUGGCCCGUGCGACCUAACCAGCCCACACACAUACCUAAGCACGGGGUUGAGGAGAGAGUUAGCGUUAGCAGCAGUGGGUCACAUGCUCACUAAGUUAACCCCAUUGCUGUCUCGUUAGUGGGUAGGAGAAGGGGGACAUCCACUCACAGGAGAAUCUAUGUACUCAGUAACGGCACCUUACAUUUGUAAAUUCUGACGGUUGUCUAAUAACUUUUAAUUUAAAUGCGUAAGUUACAGAGCUAAUACAUGAUAUGACCAAGACUAAUUAUAAUUAAAACACUUGAGUAUUCUAGAAAUUACUGUUUUUUCCCUGGGAAAUGGAGAGCUACUUUUUCUAUGUGUAUAUUUUUAUGUAAUUAGCAUUCUGUUCCUGGUUCAGGGAAAACAUGUCCUAAAGCAAUAAUGUUAGAUAUUAAAGAUUAAAAUCUAAUGCA
Messenger RNA from Vicugna pacos (alpaca), 1535 nucleotides. Lineage: Eukaryota; Metazoa; Chordata; Mammalia; Artiodactyla; Camelidae. The record is from RefSeq and is a predicted model, not a curated record.